This is a messenger RNA of Syngnathus acus (greater pipefish), 2114 nucleotides long. Its product is annotated as arfaptin-2-like. Bases 653 to 1741 code for a protein of 362 amino acids. The record is from RefSeq and is a predicted model, not a curated record. Gene Ontology annotation, biological process: regulation of Arp2/3 complex-mediated actin nucleation; intracellular protein transport. The transcript has 10 exons. Gene Ontology annotation, molecular function: phospholipid binding; protein domain specific binding. NCBI's taxonomy places the organism in Eukaryota, Metazoa, Chordata, Actinopteri, Syngnathiformes, Syngnathidae. Gene Ontology annotation, cellular component: trans-Golgi network membrane.
AAUUUAUAUGGAUAAAAUAAUUAUUAGAUAUCAAAACAGCAAGAACAUGCUGAUUUCAUAAAAUGUAUUCAUGAAAACGUCUGGCCCAAUCAGGCCAGGUUUAGUGAACUUUCCCGCUGUAAAGCUUAUCGCCAACAGGGGGCAGCAGAGUAGCUUCCAACAACCAUGUGUGGCUUCCUUUUGUAGAUCUCAUCGCCAACAGGGGGCAGCAGAGUAGCUCCCAACAACCGUGUGUGGCUUAUGUUGAUCUCAUCGCCAACAGGGGGCAGCAGAGUAGCUCCCAACAACCGUGACGUCAUUGUUAAAUAGUGACUUGCUCACCGCAAUCGUUCACGGAGUGACUCCUCUUUCCAAAAAUAAAGACUCUUGGAGACGCGUCACUUCCGCCGUAACUGCCGUUUUCUUGGCUGCUCAGUCAGUGAGCAGCCUGUUUGCUUUGCCUCAACAACAACAAAGACAAGAAGAAGCUUCACAAAAACAACAAUUCCCAUUUUGUGCUGACAAAUGUUCCCCCACCGUGCAGUGCUUGUUAUAAGCAAAGCCGGAAAUGCUUCGUCGUGGCCGCUAGCAGUUUGUUCGCCUGCCCGCUAGCAUUCGGGGGACCAGCAGAACCGGAACCACAAACUCCGGGAAGGGCGCCGCGGCGGAUGGCAUGAUGAGCAAAGCGGCCACCGUGGAGAUCCCCAUCAACAGCAACGGUGACAUGAGCACGCUAGCGGAGGACGAUAGCCUGGAGCAGGCGACAAAGCGGCAGUGGCAUUUAGAUGAGAAGGACCUGCAGCAGGUGAUGGUAUCGGGUCCGAACCUCAACGAGACCAGCAUCGUGUCGGGCGGCUACGGCGGUUCGGCACAGGGCGUCGUCAUCCCCACCGGAUCCAUCAAAGGCCCGGCCGUGCGCUACAAUCCCGACUUUAACAAACGGAUCCUGGUCGCAGGUUCUGGAUCGUCCGCGGCGGCGGAUGAGGCCGCCCGAGGCGUGGCGGCGGAGAAGCUGGAGAGCGUCAAGAAAUGGGGUCUCAACACUUACAAGUGCACCAAGCAGAUGUUCUCGGAACGUUUUGGGCGCGGCUCGCGGACGGUGGACCUCGAGCUGGAGGCGCAGAUUGAGCUACUGCGGGACACCAAGCGCAAAUACGAGAGCGUGCUGAGACUGGCCCGAGCGCUGACCGAUCAUUUCUACAACAUGGUGCAGACGCAGCAGGCGCUGGGCGACACCUUCGCCGACCUGAGUCAAAAGUCGCCGGAGCUUCGGGACGAGUUUGGCUACAACGCCGAAACGCAAAAGCUGCUGUGCAACAACGGCGAGACUCUGCUCGGCGCCAUCAACUUCUUUGUGUGCAGCAUCAACACGCUGGUCAACAAGACCAUGGAGGACACGCUCAUGACCAUCAAGAUGUUUGAAAAUGCCAGGUUGGAAUUCGACGCGUACCGCUCGGACCUGGAGGAGCUCAGCUUGGGGCCUCGGGAUGCGGCGGCCGUGGCCCGCAUAGACGCGGCGCAGCGGCAGUACCAAGUCCAGAAAGACAAGUACGAACGACUGCGCUCGGACGUCUGCGUCAAACUCAACUUCCUGGAGGAGAACAAGGUGAAGGUCAUGCACAAGCAGCUGCUGCUCUUCCACAACGCCAUCUCGGCGUACUUCGCCGGCAACCAACAGCAGCUGCAGCAAACGCUCGAGCACUUCAACAUCAAGCUGAAGCCGCCCGGAGCCGACAAGCCGUCCUGGCUGGAGGAGUCGUGAGGAGGAGCUGACCGGACCGUGCCCGCCAGCCUGGAAUAGCGAGCGGGCCAGUUCCCCGCAAGCUUGCAAUCGUGCGUUUCGACGACUCUGCUUCGAUGUCGAGUUCGCGGACUGAAAGCCAUCGAAGCGCCACCCGGUGGAAACGGAGGCAACGUCUCCAAUCAAUGGCAAAUUUUUACUUGAAAAGGAAACUUUUUUUUUUCUAUUUCAUUUUGGGCUCGACUUGGCCAACGUGCAAAUUUGUGGACCAAACCACUCCUGUCUUGUAUUGUACUUAGCUUUACUCAUUUACCUGUUUAUGGCGGCGUUAGUUGGCUCUUUGUUGAGGUUGACUACUACACAAAAGACAAUUAAACGUGAUAUAUGGGAACAC